GCUGCCUCUACGGCCAAAUCGCCAAAUCACUCUGUGUUCGACCGCGAAACUGCGCGCGCGCCUCAAUCCCUUAAAAUAAUACGACCUUAUCGCUAGUGCUUUUACAAGAUUGAUAAGAUUGUUACAUCAUUGUGUGAUAAGAAACAUUCAAGUCCGAUACGGCUCGCGGGCGGACAGUACAUGGAAAUGCUUAGGCUGAUGUGUAAUUAAGUUUGAAGACAACAUACUACAUUGUUGGUAGCACCAGCGUUAUUGUGCUAGAAAUUGUCGAAUGUCGCGGCACUAUGGGGACGACGAAAAGGCUGAAGAUUACUGUCGUGGGCGACGGUAUGGUCGGCAAAACCUGCUUGCUGUAUGUAUAUACAAAAAAUGAGUUCCCAGAAGAAUAUGUGCCUACAGUGUUUGACAACUACGUGGACCGCAAAGUGGUGGACGGCGAGGAGGUGGAAAUGGCGCUGUGGGACACGGCUGGCCAGGAGGACUACGAGAGGCUGAGGCCUUUGUCUUACAGCAACACGCAUUGUUUCCUGGUGUGCUACUCCGUGAGCAGCCGCUCGUCCUACGAGAACGUGAUCCACAAGUGGUAUCCGGAGCUCAAGCACUUCAGCGAGUCCGUGCCUAUAGUUUUAGUAGCUACCAAAAUCGAUCUUCGAGGCACAGAAAAGGCUGUCAUUACUACUCAAGAAGGGAAAAAAUUAAAGAAGAAAAUUAGGGCUGCCCAACUAGUGGAGUGUUCGGCACUGGAGCGCGUCAACAUGGAUCUCGUGUUCGAGGAGGCGGUGCGCGCGGCGCUGCGCAAGAAGCCCGUGCGCGCGCGAGCCUGUAACUACCUCUGACCGCCCGCCAGCCCUGAAGCCCAGCAUUCACAUGUAAUCCAGUACCUAGGAUCAGUCGCUGGCGACUAAUCCGGAUUAUCUCUGAGCGACAAAUUCCUCACUCACCGAAAUUGUAACAUCAAAACACGAGUCAAGAGACAAUAGCAACUCAUGCAUAAAUGCGCGCGUGGGAUCAAUCGCCCAAUUUUUCAGUAUUACAAAGGCUCAAUUUUACACUACAUAUAUACACUUUUAUGGCAAUUAUAAUAUUUGUACGUCCAGGGCUCGAC
Messenger RNA from Cydia amplana, 1105 nucleotides. It is a transcript of the gene RhoL, whose product is annotated as ras-like GTP-binding protein RhoL. Bases 285 to 836 code for a protein of 183 amino acids. The record is from RefSeq and is a predicted model, not a curated record. Gene Ontology annotation, molecular function: GTPase activity; GTP binding. The transcript is spliced from 5 exons. Gene Ontology annotation, biological process: small GTPase-mediated signal transduction. NCBI's taxonomy places the organism in Eukaryota, Metazoa, Arthropoda, Insecta, Lepidoptera, Tortricidae.